AUGGUGUACUCCGCUGUCCGCGUCAAGGUCUUCGCGGCCGCUCUCCUUGCCUCGACGGCCGUCACUGGACUGCAGCUCGACGCCUUUGAGGUCGUCCAGCGUGAUCACGUGGGCUCACCCGCCGCUCGUGCCGUCGGCGCCUACGCUCAGGGCCAGGAUGUGCGCCGUGAUGACGUCUUUGACUCCGCCAACAAGUUCGAGGUCCGCCAGGCCAAGGGCAAGAAGGCCAACGCAGGAGGCAACGCGGCUGGAGGCAACAUCAACGCUGCUCAGGGCGGUGGCGCAGGUGCGGGAGGCGCCGGAGGCGCCGGAGGUGCUUAA
This is a messenger RNA of Diaporthe citri, 321 nucleotides long. RefSeq lists its product as uncharacterized. The transcript has 3 exons. The record is from RefSeq and is a predicted model, not a curated record. NCBI's taxonomy places the organism in Eukaryota, Fungi, Ascomycota, Sordariomycetes, Diaporthales, Diaporthaceae. The coding region runs from base 1 to 321 and encodes 106 amino acids.